ACGGGCCUCGCUCGCCAUUUAUAGGCGGAGGGUAUACUGCCACAGGCGAAAUACUCGAACACCCAAUUUGCAUUCGCUUCCCGCUCGGCAUUUCCUCGAACACCCAAUUUGCAUUCACUGCUCUGCCUCCUCCGCCAUCGUUUUGUUCGAUCGACUGGAAAACAGCGGAGACGAUGAAGAAAGAGAUGAUGGGGUCGAUGGAAGACGAGUUGUUUCCGUCCACGCCCGGGAAGGUGAAGAUCGAGCGGACGCACGCGAUCAAUCGUCAGCUCCACCAGUGCUUCGCGUCCACCAGUACCAUGUUCCUGUGGGCGCUGUUCCUGAUCGCGCUCACGGCUUCCUACCUCAGCUUCCAGAGCUUCGUCGACUCCUCGUCCCGGUACUUUGACGCGUCGUGGGGCGGGAUGCAAUGGGAGAAGCAGAUCCGGGCCUCCGCCACCGUCCGCCGCCCCGGCGGCUUCUCCGUGCUUGUCACCGGUGCUGCUGGGUUCGUCGGCACCCACGUCUCCCUCGCCCUCCGCAAGCGCGGCGACGGCGUGGUCGGCCUCGACAACUUCAAUAGCUACUACGACCCCUCGCUGAAGAAGGCCCGCGUGGCGCUGCUGGACUCCCGCGGCGUGUUCGUGGUGGAGGGGGACAUCAAUGACGCUCGCCUCCUCGCCAAGCUCUUCGACGUCGUGCCCUUCACCCACGUGAUGCACCUGGCGGCCCAGGCCGGCGUUCGCUACGCCAUCGAGAACCCGGCGUCGUACGUGAAUAGCAACAUCGCGGGGCUCGUCGCGCUGCUCGAGGCGUGCAAGUCCGCGGACCCGCAGCCGGCAGUGGUGUGGGCGUCGUCCUCGUCGGUGUACGGCCUCAACGAGAAGGUGCCCUUCUCGGAGUCGGACCGGACCGACCGGCCGGCCUCUCUGUACGCGGCGACGAAGAAGGCCGGCGAGGAGAUCACCCACACCUACAACCACAUCUACGGCCUCUCCACCACAGGGCUCCGCUUCUUCACCGUCUACGGACCCUGGGGCCGGCCCGACAUGGCCUACUUCUCCUUCACCCGCAACAUCCUCCAGGGGAAGCCCAUCACCGUCUACCGCGGCAAGGACCGUGUCGACCUCGCCCGCGACUUCACCUACAUCGACGACAUCGUCAAGGGCUGCGUUGCCUCCCUCGACACCGCGGAGAAGAGCACCGGGACCGGCGGCCGGAAGCGUGGCCCCGCCCAGUACCGCAUCUACAACCUGGGCAACACCUCGCCGGUGACGGUGCCGGCGCUGGUGGGCAUCCUGGAGCACCACCUCAAGAUGAAGGCGAAGAGGAACGUGGUGGAGAUGCCGGGCAACGGGGACGUCCCCUUCACCCACGCCAACAUCAGUUUGGCUCGAGCCGAGCUGGGCUACAAGCCGACCACCAACCUGGAAACCGGCCUGAAAAGGUUCGUUAGGUGGUACCUCCUCUACUACGGCUACAACACGAGAAGCGGCGGCUUAGCCGGCUCAGCUAAGAGCUUGUAAAGAUGCCUCUUUCCCCUUACAUCUCCGACCCAUUUUUUCUUAAAAUUAGGGCUUUCUUUUCCCCCUUCGUUGCAUGAGAUUCGAAUGUAUAAGAUAAUUAGGCAUCAUUUAAUCGAAUCAGAAGUCACUGUAUUUAUUUUCCA
This is a messenger RNA of Musa acuminata AAA Group (dessert banana), 1648 nucleotides long. Its product is annotated as UDP-glucuronate 4-epimerase 1-like. Bases 174 to 1505 code for a protein of 443 amino acids. The record is from RefSeq and is a predicted model, not a curated record. NCBI's taxonomy places the organism in Eukaryota, Viridiplantae, Streptophyta, Magnoliopsida, Zingiberales, Musaceae. The transcript has a single exon.